AUGAUGGAAGUCAUCCAAUGCAAGUGCACAAGCUGCCAGACGAAAUUGGCAAAUUUCUUCAACCUUUGGACUCAGAUUGGAAAAUCUUACUUCAGUCCGUUGAUUGACGCCCAAGGCACCACUCAGAUGGUCGCCAAGGAACCCACGAGGAUUGGUGAAGCAGAAACCCUCGUUGCUGGAUGUGAGCUUCAAGAUGUCAGUUGCGUCAAGUGUGAUAAUGUCAUCGGCCUCAAAUGUUUGAGCAGCCCAGUCAACCAUGUGCUUUGCGACUCGCAAAUACUUCUGAGGCAGACCUCUGUUGUGUUUCUGAAGAAGAAUGGCAAGCCGAUAGAGCUCGAUGUGCGCCGCAAAUUAAAGCUCCGGGAUGAUUCUCGCACUGGAUCGUGUUCAACCAACGCUCAUUUCAAUUCGGAUUAUCGUCAAGAACCCGGCUUUGAAAACGGGCAUAGGUCGUCCAACUCCGAAAAUAUUGACCUCCUUCGUUUACGAGCAGACCUUGAUACUCAGCGAGAAAAUAUUGAGAGGAUAGAUACUGCUGGGUUUCAGGUGAUCUCCCAAUUCGACGGCGCUGUGUCGCGCAUCGAAAAGGAGAUAGCAAAGCUCAGGUCAACUAUGGACCAGCUUCAGAAGGAUAUCGACCUUCACAGAGCCGAUUUGAAGUGUCUCAAAUCGGAAGGAUCUAGUGGGACACACCCUAUGCAGAACAGUCCCAAAGUGUCUCGAUUAGAGAGCCAGGUUCGGACGGCAAGUGCGGCGAUUUCUGAGAUGCAGAAGCUCUCCGAAGAUUUCAGAAAGGAGCAUGAUGGGUCCCGAAGAGAGCUUCAAACAACGCGAGAAGAUUUAAGAAGGCUCGAAAGCGCAACUUUAGGCCUACAGCUGACGGUGACAAGUGUAACUGAAACCGCGAAAGAGAGCCUCGAGAUGGCAAGGGACAGCGCCAAGGAAACAGCCAGUCUACGUACUGAGUUGACGCAGCUUAGACGAAUCAUGGAACAAGACCGCAAAAACAACCUCGGCCUGUCAAAGCAGCAGAUACCUUCGCGGGAACUGGACAUCUUGACCAGCAACAUCACCAAGAUCGGAACUCGAGCAAACCAAGUGGAAACGCUGCAGAUGGAAUUUGAUCUAUUCAAGAGCAGGAUACAGCGUCUGGAGGCGAGCGCAGAACGUCCUGCUCGAUCUUGCGAGGAAUCACAACUGGCGCCAGGCCAACAACCCGAGAGCUCGGAAACAUUUCCUGCCAUUUUGAAUUUUAACAUCGAUGCAGCAUCAAAUGGCGUUUAUCAGGAAGCAAACGCCAGAGUUCCCACCGAAGCCAUCACCGCCUCACCUAAAGUUCUGCAGCCUACAAGCCGCAAACGAAGAGCACCAGCAGAACAAAUUACCCAAGCUGGUGAAGAGAAACAGGGCCCACGACUCACCAGAUCGGGUAAUAUUGACAAAAGGAGUGCCAAGAAAUCGAGGGUUUCUUUGCCCGUGAGCAGAAAGGGUUGA
Molecule: messenger RNA, 1494 nt
Organism: Colletotrichum orchidophilum
Lineage: Eukaryota; Fungi; Ascomycota; Sordariomycetes; Glomerellales; Glomerellaceae
Exons: 3
Coding region: 1-1494 (497 amino acids)
Source: RefSeq, a predicted model, not a curated record